Dendrobium catenatum is the source of this 496-nucleotide messenger RNA. Its product is annotated as metallothionein-like protein type 3. NCBI's taxonomy places the organism in Eukaryota, Viridiplantae, Streptophyta, Magnoliopsida, Asparagales, Orchidaceae. The record is from RefSeq and is a predicted model, not a curated record. The coding region runs from base 108 to 305 and encodes 65 amino acids. The transcript has 3 exons. Gene Ontology annotation, biological process: intracellular copper ion homeostasis. Gene Ontology annotation, molecular function: copper ion binding; zinc ion binding.
GAAAUCCUAUAAAUAGCAGCAAAAAAAGGCUUCAGGAGAACACAAACCAAGCUUUAGUUAGCCAUUUAGCACUAAUUGCAAGCUUAAGUACUUUGCUAAUCUCAAUCAUGUCUUCAACCUGUGGUAACUGCGACUGUGCAGAUAAGAGCCAGUGUGUGAAGAAGGCUAAUCAAUAUGGAGUUGUGAUUGUUGACACUGAGAGCUAUGAAACAGAAGCUAUGGAGUUCUCUGCAGCAGCUGAGCACAAUGGAAAGUGCAAGUGCGGUACCAACUGCGCCUGUAUUGACUGCAACUGUGGCAAUUGAAUGAACUGCUCAGCUUGAAUUCUCAUCCUAUAUGAAGGAAAAUAAAUUAUGUGAUUGUACGUACUGUGUGAUUUGUGUGUUUUCAACUCUCUGUAUCAUGUUUGUCUACGUUUUCACUUAUGUUUGUAAGGUGGAUGGGAAUCAGCCAGCUCUUGGCUUCUUAAUCUAGCUUUGUAAUAAUGCUUACUAUU